Messenger RNA from Symbiodinium sp. CCMP2456, 199 nucleotides. NCBI's taxonomy places the organism in Eukaryota, Dinophyceae, Suessiales, Symbiodiniaceae. The record is from the annotation of a GenBank genome assembly.
GAACCCGAAGCAUGCCGGUUUUUCCACCAGAUCAUUGCUGGCGUCGCGCACAUUCAUUCGAAGAACAUUGUUCAUCGCGACCUGAAGCCAGAGAAUCUCCUCCUGGACAAGCAUAAACACAUCAUCAAGAUAGCCGACUUCGGGCUGAGCAACUGCUUCGACGGCAACAAGUUGCUAAAGACCGCCUGCGGCUCUCCUU